This is a messenger RNA of Sphaeroforma arctica JP610, 285 nucleotides long. RefSeq lists its product as hypothetical. The record is from RefSeq and is a predicted model, not a curated record. The transcript has a single exon. Bases 1 to 285 code for a protein of 94 amino acids. NCBI's taxonomy places the organism in Eukaryota, Ichthyosporea, Ichthyophonida.
AUGGCAUGUUCCUCCUACGGGGACUCUCUCAAAAAGUCUGUGGAUCAGGCAGUUCUCCAACCUACAACUGCCCGUCUCAACGAAACUUACGAAAAACGACAACGCGCCGCUUCUGCCGCUGACGUGGAAGUGCAGACCAACGAAGCUGAUUCAGUUAAUAUAUACACCACACCAGCGGACGAUGCUGUGCCACCGACCGAAAGUGCAAGCAAUACUACCGAGAGCAAUACUCAGACCGCAGUACCCUCGAUCACUAGAUCACUAUCUUGGAUCCUGUCAGACUGA